This is a messenger RNA of Zootermopsis nevadensis, 1591 nucleotides long. RefSeq names its product multiple inositol polyphosphate phosphatase 1. The record is from RefSeq and is a predicted model, not a curated record. Gene Ontology annotation, molecular function: inositol phosphate phosphatase activity; acid phosphatase activity. Lineage: Eukaryota; Metazoa; Arthropoda; Insecta; Blattodea; Termopsidae.
GUUCGGUUUUUCGGUGUCUCCGCAAAAUUAAAAAUUUCUUAAUAUCAAAUUGUCUUCCGCAUACAAGAAACAGUUCGGAUGUUGACAGAAUAUAUUUUUUUAUACAAAAAGUCAAUAAAAAUCUCGAGAAAAUAAAUUUUUUGAGUAACGUCUAAGAAUGUUGCCAACACGCUGGUAAAUUCACGGUUGCAUCAGAAGAAACCGUCUGUGACAUCUUUAAAAUUAUGCUCGCAACCAUCGGCAGAAUGAUGUUCUUCAUGUUGUGGGCCGCCCUCCUGGCGCGCCUUGUAACUGGCCAGAGCCAAGAUUCCUGUUACGCUGACGAUGUUAACCCGUACCUCCUGUUUGCCACUGACACACCGUACGAAGAAGUAAAUGAUAUGAACGCAAGACCCGUGAUUAUUGAACAAUGUGAAGCUAAGCAGUUCUGGCUGAUAUCUCGCCAUGGAACGAGAUAUGCCGAUGCUGAUGAGGUUGAUGACCUGAAAGAUCUUUAUGAUCUCCAGGCUAAGAUCAUCAAGAAUCAUGAGAAAGAUGGAAAGGGUACUUUAUGUGCUCAAGACCUCGAAAACCUCAAACUGUGGACUUUGCAAGUUGUCUCAAACGUGAAGAGCGAUCUGACUCCCCAGGGUUACAAAGAUCUUCAUGACUUGGGUGAUCGAUUCAAGAGCCGGUUCCCAGCACUUUUCAAUCAGACGGUGACAAAGGACUCGUUCAAGGUCCGAUUCACUACAAAGCAGCGAACUGCAGCCAGUGCAAUUGCAUUUGUGGAUGGGUUAUUUGGAACUGGAAUGGGUCUGGAGUUUCCAGAACCUCUAGAUGAUGAUUUGCUCAUUAAGCCAUAUGCGAGCUGUAAAAAAUGGGAAAAGGACGUGGAAUCAAACAAAGAUACAACAAAGGAAAUGAAAAAUUUUGAAGGUGGUGCCUUAGUAACAACACUCCUGGGCACAGUGUCUAGUAGACUGGGAUUUGACAAGACACUUGACAUUGACGACAUAAACCUGAUAUACAGCGCGUGUCGAUAUGACAAGGCAUGGCACCUGGAUAAAGUCUCUCCAUGGUGUGCAGCCUUCACCGACGACGACCUCAAAGUCCUGGAGUACAGAGAAGACUUGGAACUAUACUACAGCACAGGAUAUGGUAACGAUCUGAACAAGAAGGUGGGCUGUCCCCCCGUCAAGGACUUUCUCGAUCGCUUUAGCGAUAUAGAGAAAGGCAACGCACAACCCGCCGGUGUGCUGUACUUCACUCACCAUGAAAUGAUUCUGCUACUUUUGACUUCACUGGGGUUUGAUAAGGAUCAACAACCUCUGACCAGCAAAAAUUAUGACCAAAUGUCAAAUCGACAGUGGAGAAGUUCUGUGAUCAGCCCGUUUGCUGCCAAUCUUGCAGCGGUAUUCUUUGAAUGUGGAGUGGGCGAACCAUACCGAGUCCAGCUCUACUUCAAUGAACACCUGCUGGACAUUGAUGGCUGCACCAAGGGGCUGUGUGACUGGUCAUACUUUAAAAAGCAGUUUGGGUCCAUUUCCAGUUCUUGUAAUCUUGAUUUCUGUUAAAAUAAAGAUUAAAUAAUGAAAUCAUGCCAGAGAUA